AUGUCCUUCUCGGAUCAGCAACAACAACAACAAUCAAAUCCAAACAGUAUGUGGAUGAGGCAAUCACUCAGCAGUAUUGCUACUUCCAAGUCCAAUAACAACAUGUCUUUAUUGGGUAAUAAUAAUGAAGAAAAUAAUACGAGCUCCGUAGUACCUUCAACAGCAAGCACAGCGAAUACACCGUCCGAGAGAAGGUCCUUUGAAUUACAAGAUUUAAAAAAGGAAGGAGGAGAAAAGGAGACCUCUCAUCAUUCCAAACAACAUCAUCACCAUCAUCAUCAUCAUGCUCCGAAACCACCCUCAACAAAGGCAAAAAAGAUUGAUUUAGCAAAGAAAAUUGGAAGGAUUGUUUAUUCAUUGUUUUUGGUUGCGGUCAUGUCAGCGUUGGUUGUCCUGGAUGUCAUUUCUUCACCUAAAAAUACGUGGAUUUCGAGAGGAUCGAUUGUUAUUGCUGUCACACUUUUUGGAAGAUGGUUAUAUGAAUUCUUUUUUGAAAUUUUCUAUGAGUGGAUUUUGGAAUACUUUAUUAAGGAGGAUAAGAAGCCAGAAGAGAAAGUGUAA
Molecule: messenger RNA, 561 nt
Organism: Naegleria lovaniensis
Lineage: Eukaryota; Heterolobosea; Eutetramitea; Acrasida; Naegleriidae
Exons: 2
Coding region: 1-561 (186 amino acids)
Source: RefSeq, a predicted model, not a curated record